AUGAAUUCAAAGAUAUACCUCAAAAUCAUGAAGACUUUGUCUGGUCGCUUGCUCGCAGUAGUGCCCACAGUGCUUCAUUUCGAACAGGACUAUAAACCGAAGCACAAAUUGAAGCUGCUCACCGAGCAACGUUCUCUGCUGCCGUGGCCGUCGCAGUCCUCUGGUGUUGGUCCCAUGGCACACCCACAAUUCGAAUGUCACCUGCUCAUCCAUCUUCCGAAGUCACACUACCGUCAUCACGACGCAAAAGAAAUGGGAUUAUGGAAUUUGGCCAGCGAUUCCGUCAUAGAUCGAAUGAGUAUUGUCAUGACGUUUACGGAAUCACAACUGGAAAUGUGUGAAUAUCUCCUUCGUGACAAUAACACCAUUAAUCUGUUGCGGGACGAAAAAUUCGAUGUUGGAAUCUCUGAAAUAUUUGCAUUGUGUGGAUUCGGGAUCUUCGAGUUGGCAAACAUUCCCAAUUUGGUGGGCGCCUCAGCUGUCGGAGUGGUUGACACCAUGAACGAAUUCAUUGACGUGCCCUUAAUGCCGAGCUUUAUGCCUUCCUCACAGGAGAGUGAACCAGCUGUGAUUCCUACAGCUAUUCCUGACGUGAAGGCCAGCAUGAGUAAUGAGGCGAAAAAAACCAAUAUCAUUGUUUCAGCCUUUCUCUCAUCUUAUGGAGAAGACAUGAGCUUCCAGCAGCGUUUCGUUAACUUUUUCCUACAUGGUGGUGUUUCAAUGGCAUCUCAACUUAUCAGGUUCAGAUACGAAAGAAUAUUCACGAAGUAUGGCCUUUACUCUGGCCUUCGCGAAUUUAUUUCUGCUCGUAUAAAUUACGUCUUAUCUAACUCAGACGAGUUUCUGGAUUUUUCAUGGCCAAAAUCUGAUAAACUCGUUCAUAUUGGUGGUAUAACAUUGCCGAAAACAGCCACAUUGGAAGAGAAGUUUCGUCUGAUUAUGGAGCGUCACGAUCGCAGAGGCGUUAUUCUAAUAUCUUUCGGGUCUAGUGUUCCGACCGUUCAGCAAGGAAAGCCCAGAAAAAGUUGUCUUUCAGCAGAGAGGUAUUUGGUGCUCCCGUAUCUCAAUAGAAUUGCCGCCAAAAUGAGCGAAGACAGAAUGUGA
Molecule: messenger RNA, 1104 nt
Organism: Haemonchus placei
Lineage: Eukaryota; Metazoa; Nematoda; Chromadorea; Rhabditida; Trichostrongylidae
Source: the annotation of a GenBank genome assembly